UUUCAGUAAUAUCUGUUGUCUCUGCAUAUUAUUUUAGUUAAUUUAUUACAUGUUAGUUAUUCAAAAACGAUUUCAACAGUUUUGAUUCUUGAUAAUUUUCGACCUAAAGCUUUUUGUUGAGAAAUUUCGUAUGCGUUUUUUAACAAAGUGCAGUUUUGAAGACUUCGUGAUGGAGAGCAACAAUGAUUUCGAAAAGUGGCGCAACUGCGCACCGUCGUUUUACGCCGCUCAGUCAAUUGACACAAGAUUCUACUCAUUCGUGCACAACCUCGAUCCGGCGGUCCGAGAGGGGUCACAUAAGAAUGCAGAUGAUGUACUUUUUGACAUGUUUAAAAAUGAAGAUACGGGGCUUCUUCCAGUCGGAAAAUUUUUGGCCGCCCUGAGGACUACUGGCAUUAGAAAAAGUGACCCAAGGGUUAAAGAAGUUAUGCAUAAUCUAUACAAGGUUCACAAAGAGUCAAACUAUGAAGGCGGCUCACCAGAGACCCUAAAAUUAGACAGGAAAGCAUUUAAAGAAGUCAUUGCUCCAAAUAUCGUUCUUAUAACAAGGGCAUUUAGGAGUCAAUUCGUGAUACCGGAUUUCCAAGAUUUUAUAAAAGAUAUAGAAGAAAUGUACUGGACGGCAAAAAGCAAUACCGAUGGGAAAGUAGCAAGCUAUAUCCCGCAGUUGGCGCGAGCAAAUUCGGACAAUUGGGGCGUCAGUAUUUGCACUAUCGAUGGCCAGCGAUUCUCAAUAGGUGACGUUAAUGUGCCAUUCACACUUCAAUCGUGCAGUAAACCUCUAACAUAUGCCAUGGCACUGGAGACACUAGGACCUGACGUGGUUCACAAGUACAUUGGCACUGAGCCUAGUGGAAGAAACUUCAAUGAACUCGUUUUGGAUUAUAACAUGAAACCCCACAACCCAAUGAUCAAUGCUGGAGCUAUUUUAGUUUGUUCAUUGCUCAAAACAUUGGACAAACCAGAAAUGACCUUGGCUGAAAAAUUUGACUACGUCAUGUCAUUCUUCAGCCGUCUUGCUGGCAAUGAAGUGUUAGGUUUCAAUAAUGCUGUGUUUCUAUCUGAAAGAGAAGCAGCUGAUCGUAACUAUGCGUUAGGAUUUUACAUGCGAGAAUAUAAAUGCUAUCCAGAAAAAACUAAUCUUAGGGAAUGUAUGGAUUUUUAUUUCCAGUGUUGUUCCAUGGAAGCUAACUGCGAUAUUAUGUCGAUAAUGGCAGCAACUCUAGCAAAUGGAGGAAUUUGUCCAAUCUCCGACGAAAAAGUAUUGAGGCCAGAUUCAGUUCGCAACGUUUUGUCUUUGAUGCACAGUUGCGGCAUGUACGAUUACUCCGGUCAAUUUGCCUUCAAAGUUGGACUGCCAGCAAAAUCUGGCGUAUCUGGCGCUAUGCUGAUAGUCGUUCCGAAUGUCAUGGGCAUAUGUACUUGGUCUCCUCCUUUAGAUCCUCUUGGUAACAGUUGCAGAGGACUACAGUUUUGCGAGGAACUCAUAGAUAGGUUUAACUUUCACAAGUACGAUAAUAUCCGCUAUGCUAGUCACAAAAAGGAUCCACGUCGUUAUAAGUUUGAAUCAACUGGGCUCAGUAUUGUCAAUCUGUUAUUCUCAGCUGCAAGUGGAGAUAUUAGCGCACUUAGAAGACAUCAUCUUUCUGGAAUGGAUAUGACACUUUCGGAUUAUGAUGGACGGACGGCGUUACACCUUGCAGCAGCAGAAGGCCAUCUGUCAUGUGUAGACUUCCUCUUAGCCCAAUGUUGUGUUCCCUAUGAUCCUCAAGACCGUUGGGGAAGCCGGCCCCUGAACGAAGCAGAGACUUUUGGUCAUGCAGCUAUUGUGGAAUAUCUAAAGGAAUGGGAGCGUUCUCACCCACAAAGUCCAGAAGCACAGCAAGUGGCAUCACAUGUGGAUGAAAUACUCGCCGUAAAACCAGAUGCUGCUACUGAUGAUGCGGUCAAAGACCCAAGUAUUCAUGAGAUUGUUACUAGAAAUGGGGACAAAGUUCAGUAAACACAGCCCUAACAAUAACAUUAAGUAAUGUUUAAAUUGUGUUAUUUAAAUUCAAAUGUAUUCUUAUUAUAUAGUUCUUAUUAUAAUAAUCCCUUAAAAAUAUAUAAGAUAGUACCUAUCCUAUUUAUAGCCGAGUUAAGUAAUGUCAUUGUACAAAAAGUGAUAUUUAAAUAAUGUUGCAAAUUAAUUUCAAUCGUACAUCAGCUAAUUUAUUUGACGAAUUGUUUUAAAUUAUAAAUACAUAUAUUUUUUGGCUGUGAUAUUAAUUUUAGCUAUAAUUUCACAUAAAGACAAUAAUACAAUUUAUUAUUUAUAAUUUCCCUCAAUACUGGGAUUUUUUUUCUACGCCAAAGUAUAUCGACGGGAUUCACACCCGAGCUAUUGAGAUUACGUCUCAAAAUCCACUACAGGAUUACUGGAGAGAUGCAUAGAUUUAGUUAGAUACCAAGAUUUAUGAGCGGUGGAAACGAAUUAGGUAUCCAUCGUUGGCUUAACCCGUUGGCGCUGGCCGCGUAUUUUAGUUGGUCAAAUCUCAUAAUUUUAGUUUAAAUAAUAAGUGUACAAAGAUAAUAUUUUUUUUAAUCUCUGUUUAUCAAAUUAACCUUAGAUCAUUUAUACAUCUCGAUAGACUAUAAAAGCUGUGAAAACGUCGAAAAAAAUUGACUUAAAAGGCAUAAAAGGUAUAAUAAUAAGGCGUAUAAUAACAUUCUGUUAGUAUACGCCUUAUGGGCUAUUCAUAAAUUAUGUCACACUACGUGGGGAGGGGGGACUAACCAAUUGAUGUGACACUGUGUGACAACUGAUAGGAGUAUGAAAAGAUUUGUAACAUCACAAUAUGCUAAAAUGUGAAUAUAUUAAAACACGAAAAUUAGAUCUAUAGCAAAAUUUAAAGAAAUAAUACUAACUCGAUCUAUGUAUAUUUUGUACUACUGUUAAAAAUAAAAUUCAAAAAAUUUGACGUGUGAUCAGGGGGCUGCAGGUGUUUCACAAAAUAUAUUACCCGUUACAAGCACGGGGAGGGGGUUAAAAAAUAAUAAAAUUUGUAUGAUAUAAUUUAUGGGUAGCACCUUAAUUCCUUAACGACUGUCCUAUGUCCUAUACAUACAUCCAUUCAUAUACCUACUCUCACGGACUAGUAAAAAAAGAAGGACUCCGCGCCGUGAUAUUAGCAAGUGAAGCACCUUUAUGCUAGUGUGUGUGCGGUUACGGGGUAUACCAGUUACACAAUUUUUUCUCCCUUAAAUAAUCAUAUAUCCAUAAAUACUUUUAUAGUAUUGUUUUUACACUUUUUCACAACGCACGACGGCAUUUUUAAAAUAUUUUAUUGCGACGCAAACUGAUCAGUCACAGACGAUGGCGAAUCUCAUAAUGGCGUCCGAUGGGCUUGUAUAAGUGUAUGCGUGGGGCUAUGUAUUUACACGUUUACCGGCUUGUUUUGGUGCCCCACUGUUAUGUAAGGUGACACGGAGUCCUUCUUUUUUUUCUUGUCCGUGACCUACUCUAUGUUUUAUAGAGUUCAGUUAAUGCAUUGUACCACAGUGAAUUAAUAGGUAUGUACCUACCAAUAAUUUCUAAUUUUAAAUAAUCUCAAAGACAAUAAAUUUUCAGUAAUAUAUUUAUCUUUUAUACGAGUAGAAAGAUACCUUGUUUCAUCCGUUUUAUUAUUAAUAAAAAAAUAUAUGUUCAAUUUUUCAGACAACCCACUCGCGAUACUUUUUUAAAAUAAUAAAUGAUACAAAAUAACUUAAUACCAUAAAAUGAUGUACUCACCUACUCUACUCAGUACCAAUAGGGAAACAUGUCGAUGUUACGAUUAUAUUACCUACAUACCACUUUUAAAGUAUUAUAUUAGUACAUACUACUUUUUAAGAAGUUAUAAUAUGAACACUGUUAAAAAUAUUAAAUUAUAAAUUAAA
Messenger RNA from Leptidea sinapis, 3918 nucleotides. It is a transcript of the gene GLS, whose product is annotated as glutaminase liver isoform, mitochondrial. The record is from RefSeq and is a predicted model, not a curated record. The transcript is spliced from 10 exons. Bases 131 to 2002 code for a protein of 623 amino acids. Gene Ontology annotation, molecular function: glutaminase activity; protein binding. Gene Ontology annotation, biological process: L-glutamine catabolic process. Lineage: Eukaryota; Metazoa; Arthropoda; Insecta; Lepidoptera; Pieridae.